This is a messenger RNA of Dunckerocampus dactyliophorus (ringed pipefish), 1772 nucleotides long. RefSeq names its product sarcoglycan, gamma (gene sgcg). The record is from RefSeq and is a predicted model, not a curated record. The transcript has 10 exons. Bases 323 to 1228 code for a protein of 301 amino acids. Gene Ontology annotation, biological process: cardiac muscle tissue development; heart contraction. Gene Ontology annotation, cellular component: sarcolemma; sarcoglycan complex. Lineage: Eukaryota; Metazoa; Chordata; Actinopteri; Syngnathiformes; Syngnathidae.
CAGAUGACGUCUCAAGAAGCCUUUUCCUCGAUGGACAACUCCUGUACGACUGAGAGCCUACACAGACGACAGGAAAGCUAUUCUUUCUCUUAGCUGCUCACCACACAAACACGGCGGGUGCAUGAGUGGAUUUAUGGCCUGCAGCUGUUGAACGGCUGUCAGAAGUGCAAGCCAGGAUCUCCACGCUGCUUCUGCUGCUGCUGCUGCUGCUGUUUCUGGUCCACACACUGUUUCGUUGAAAGGAGAUACACUCAGCAAAGUCGUAUCAACACGGGCAGAUGACUCGUUAGUGGCAGUGCUGUUGGGUGCAGUCCGCUUCUUAAUGCAGAAGAAUAUAAUCCAAGUAAUGAUGGUGGGCGAGCAGUACAUCAGCACCACCACGGAGGGCAGCAGUGGGCCAAGGCCGGUGCCCGAGCACAUCCACAAGAUUGGCAUCUACGGCUGGAGGAAGCGCUGCCUCUACCUCUUCGUGCUGCUACUCGUCGUCAUGCUGGUGGUCAACCUGGCUUUCACAGUCUGGAUCUUCAGGGUCAUGUGGUUCAACCCGGAAGGGAUGGGCCUCCUGCAAGUCCACUCUGACGGCGUCAAGCUGGAGGACGGCGGAUCCGAGUUCCUGCUGCCCCUCUACACUCAGGAGAUCCACUCCAGAGAAGACUCUCCUCUUCUUGUGCACUCAGAAACAGAAAAUGUUUCCCUCAACGCCCGAGACGAAAGCGGCAACGUGACAGGGAGGACGUCUGUGGGUCCAAAACAGGCUGAGGGACACGCUGCCAACGUGCUCCUCAGCUCCCAAAAUGACAACAUGCUGUUCAGUGCAGACGGCAAGCAGGCUGCCAUCGGACCCGACAAACUACGCAUCACAGGUUCUGAAGGAGCUUUGUUCCAGCAUUCCGUGGAGGUUCCUCUCCUCAAGUCUGAGCUCUUGAGAGACCUGAGGUUGGAGUCUCCCACUCGCUCGCUCAGUAUGGACGCGCCAAAGGGCGUUCACCUCAAAGCCUUGGCGGGAAACAUCGAAGCUGCGUCCAACAUGGACGUUGUCCUGCAGUCCAGCGUGGGACUGCUGGUGCUGGAUUCAGAGACGGUGCGCAUGCCCAGUCUGCCCCAAAGUCAAGGAGGAGUUCCAGGCAACGUUCAGGGUCUCUACGAGGUCUGCGUCUGUCCCAGUGGAAAAGUCUUCCUGUCCAAGGCGGGCGUCACAUCCACUUGCAGUGACAAUCAGGAGUGCUAAGAUUUUAUUACUGUACUUUUAUGUGGGAGUGGAGCUCCUACCAGCAGGGGGCGUGCUAGCUGGAGGACAUCAUGUUGUCAUGGCUGGGCAAUGAGGAGCUGCUUUCACAGCGUACAUCCUAUGCAAUAUGGUCUUGUGGUGCAAUACAUGAGAAUAUGAACACAGCGCUCAUGUCUUGUUUCUUUGGCUUUUUCACUUGACAAGCUUGUGUUGAACCUGACGAGGCAACCCCGCAACACACAACAACAACACAUGGAUGCUAUUGCUAUUGCUACAAGAGCACCCGUGUUUUUGGAUUGGAAAAAAUAUGGAUUGUCUUGUGUUUGGGUCGAUGCAAUAAUACCUGUUGGGGGGGGUUGAGUAUUAUUAUUUUUGUGAAGGCACAUUUCAUCAUUAUCAAACGUAAAUUGUAAAAAAAACAUGCAAUCCGAAGAUGCAGGUGUACCUAAUGUUGUGGCCAGCACAUAACAUGUUUUUGAAAUGAGUGGCGUCUCUAUGUGUGUUAUUACGGUAUUUUUUGUGCACCACACUGUAAAAAAUGAUG